This is a messenger RNA of Lasiodiplodia theobromae, 525 nucleotides long. RefSeq names its product Calcineurin regulatory subunit b. The record is from RefSeq and is a predicted model, not a curated record. Gene Ontology annotation, molecular function: calcium ion binding; calcium-dependent protein serine/threonine phosphatase regulator activity. NCBI's taxonomy places the organism in Eukaryota, Fungi, Ascomycota, Dothideomycetes, Botryosphaeriales, Botryosphaeriaceae. The coding region runs from base 1 to 525 and encodes 174 amino acids. The transcript has 4 exons.
AUGGGUAACGCAAAUUCCCAGAUGCUGGACAACAUCGUGUCCGGCUCCAAUUUCGACCGCGAGGAGGUUGAUCGCCUGCGCAAGCGCUUCAUGAAGCUCGACAAGGACAAUUCGGGCACGAUCGAGCGCGACGAGUUCCUGUCGCUGCCGCAGGUGUCGUCGAACCCGCUGGCGACGCGGAUGAUCGCCAUCUUCGACGAGGACGGCGGCGGCGACGUCGACUUCCAGGAGUUCGUGUCGGGCCUGAGCGCCUUCAGCAGCAAGGGCAACAAGGAGGAGAAGCUGCGCUUCGCGUUCAAGGUCUACGACAUCGACCGCGACGGCUUCAUCAGCAACGGCGAGCUGUUCAUCGUGCUCAAGAUGAUGGUCGGCAGCAACCUCAAGGACCAGCAGCUGCAGCAGAUUGUCGACAAGACCAUCAUGGAGGCCGACCUCGACCACGACGGCAAGAUCAGCUUCGAGGAGUUCACCAAGAUGGUCGAGAACACCGACGUCUCGAUGAGCAUGACUUUGGAUCAAUUUUAG